Scylla paramamosain (green mud crab) is the source of this 3493-nucleotide messenger RNA. Its product is annotated as ATP-dependent DNA/RNA helicase DHX36-like. The transcript has 22 exons. NCBI's taxonomy places the organism in Eukaryota, Metazoa, Arthropoda, Malacostraca, Decapoda, Portunidae. Gene Ontology annotation, cellular component: intracellular anatomical structure; cytoplasm. The record is from RefSeq and is a predicted model, not a curated record. Gene Ontology annotation, molecular function: ATP binding; G-quadruplex DNA binding; G-quadruplex RNA binding. The coding region runs from base 169 to 3336 and encodes 1055 amino acids.
GGUUUAUUUACUUAUAUACACGUGACGCCUGAGUGGUGGUGGUGGCGGAGGCAGCUGAGAGGCGUCUGGCACUGUAUUGUGGCACUCCAUUUGCAACACCACAAGUGAGGGAUCAGCACAAGGACUUUCACCCGCGUCCUCAGUAGACCCGUGGCCUCCGCUGCCGUCAUGUAUGGGUCACGCAGAGGUGGUGGGUUCUACCAAGGGGGUGGAGGAAGAAGAGGCUAUGAAGGCGAAGGAGGUAGAAGAGGUGCUGAUGGUGGAGGAGAAAGAAGAGGAGGUGGUGGAGGAGGAGGAAGGGGAAGGGGAAGAGGUGGAGGUGGAAGAGGAGGAAUGAAGCGACCACCACCAGGCUUGAAGGGCAAGGAUAUUGGUCUUUGGUAUGCCAGGCAAAACCGUGAGCGUCAUGAGCGAGAAGAAAAAAGUGGAAAAAACUUGCCAUCCAUCUCUAUGAAUGCCAACCAGGUGCAGAAUGUUGGGCGCACAUUGAACUCCCUGGAUGGCGGGGCAGGGCCAGGGCAGAGCCAGCCUUCUUAUGGAGAUGACCCUCUAGGACAGGAGUGGGACCAGCGGUUGUCUUCUAUAAAGAAACUGCACUUUGAUGAUGAUGAUACGGGUGCUGGAAGUAGCAGAGAUGUCAAGCAUGAAAUUGAUGUCUUUGCCGACCCAGAUGGUUGGAUACAAGACAAUGCACAAAAACGUAAGAAAAUGUCAGGGAAAGAGCAGCAACGUGGGGACGCCUUGACAGAGCAGCUGAACAACAUUGAAGAAUCAGACUUCAAACGAGCUUACCUUGCCAAUGUCUUUGGUAAUCAGCUGCGUGACAAAGGAGGUCUUGAAGCCAUGAAGAAGAAUACUCUUGGUCUCCACCGAAGAACAGACCUUGAUAACCGUCUAUAUGAGGACUUGGUGGAUCAACAGAAUAAUCAGAUGUACCAGCGGAUGCUUGAGGUGCGCAAGAAACUCCCAUCAUACAAGAUGAGAGAUGAGAUUGUGGACACCAUUCGGAACAAUCAAGUGGUGGUGCUCAGUGGAGAAACUGGCUGUGGGAAAACGACCCAAGUUGCUCAGUUCCUCCUGGAGGAUGCAGUAGCAUCAGGAGAAGGGUCCACGUGUCGCAUUGUCUGCACACAGCCCCGACGCAUCUCAGCUAUUUCUGUGGCACAGCGAGUGGCAGAAGAACGUGGUGAAAAGCUGGGGAGAAGUGUUGGCUAUCAGAUCAGGCUGGAAGCCAUACUGCCACGCGUUGAGGGCUCCAUCCUGUACUGCACCACAGGUAUUGUGCUGCAGUGGUUACAAGGAGAUCCAUUACUCUCCCAAGUGUCACAUCUUGUAUUGGAUGAGAUACAUGAACGUGACAUGGUGUCAGAUUUCCUCAUUUGCAUUGCCAAAGAUCUCAUCAAAGUGCGAUCUGAUCUGAAGGUUGUACUCAUGAGUGCCACACUGAAUGCAGAGCAGUUUUCUGAAUAUUUUGGAGGGUGCCCAAUGCUACACAUUCCAGGCUUUACUUAUCCUGUCAAAGAAUAUUAUCUUGAAGAUGUGCUAGAAAUUACCAGGUUCAUGUUUGAAAAUGACAAGCACACUCCAAUUUGGAAAAGAAGAGAAAACAAAAAGACAAAGGAGUUUGAAGAAAUGAUAACGCCCUACCUCAGGAAUCUUGAAAGGGAGCAGCAGUAUUCAAAUCUUACAAUUCAAGAAUUGUAUAAGAAAAACAGUGAAGAGUUGAAUUUGGAAUUGAUAUUGGAGUUACUUCGACACAUCAGCAGGCUGCCAAUGGGGGCAGUGCUUGUGUUCUUGCCUGGCUGGGACAAUAUCUCAAAACUCCAUAAUAUGAUAAAGGACGACACCAUGCUCAGCUCACGUAACCACCUGGUGAUCCCCCUACACUCCAUGAUGCCCACAGUCAGUCAGCGUGAGGUAUUUGACCCUCCACCCAAAGGUGUAAGAAAAAUUAUUCUUGCCACUAAUAUUGCUGAAACCAGUAUUACCAUUGAUGACAUAGUGUAUGUUAUUGAUGGUGGCCGUAUCAAGAUGAAGAAUUAUGACAAGGAAGCCAAUUUGGUAACACUGCUUCCGGAAUGGGUCACCCUUGCCAAUGCCAGACAGCGAAGAGGGCGAGCAGGACGAGUACAAGAGGGCGUGUGUUACCACCUGUACACUCGUGCCCGAGAGAGGCUGCUGGACGAUUACCCAUUGCCUGAGAUUCAACGUACCCGCCUUGAGGAAAUUAUCCUGCACAUCAAGAUCUUGAAGCUGGGUUCUGUGAGACCCUUCCUCUCCAAGAUCAUGAUGCCUCCUGAUAGCUCUGUAGUAGAGAUUUCCCUCCAGAUGCUGCAAGCCAUCAAUGCUCUGGACAGGGAAGAGAACCUCACUCCACUUGGUUUCCAUCUUGCUCGGCUCCCAAUGGAUCCCCUCACCGGCCGUAUGCUGCUCAUGGGUGCCAUAUUCUCAUGCAUAUCACCAGUCCUCACUGUGGCUGCUUCACUCUCCUUCAAGGAUCCAUUUGUAGUUCCUUUGGGAAAAGAACGGCAGGUGGAUGAGAUCAAGCGCAGAUUAGGCAAGGGAAUGCAAAGUGACCACUUACUGCUGGUGAAGGUGUUUGAGGGAUGGGAGCAGGCCUGCAAGUACCGAGAUGAGCGUAACUACUGCUGGGAUAACUUCCUCUCCUCCUCAAUACUCAGUCAACUGAAGAACAUGCGAAGGCAGUUUAUGGGUCUGCUGUAUGACCAUGAGUUUGUCAACACACGUGAUCCCAAUGGAGCUGAGGUCAAUCGUAACUCAGAGAACAUUGCAUUGGUGAGAGCCAUCAUCACUGCAGGUCUCUACCCCAAUGUUGCUAGAAUCAUGCCUCGAGGGGGCAAACCAAAGCCCAACAAACCUCUGAAGAUUCGAACAGCACAAGAACGCAGUGUUACACUCCAUCCCAAGUCCGUUAAUGAGCAAGAAAGAGACUUUGACUACCCAUGGCUCAUGUACAGAGAGAAGAUUAAAUCCUCCAAGGUGUUCAUUCAUGACAGUUCAAUGGUACCAAACUAUCCUCUUCUCUUCUUUGGAGAGAAGUUGAAUUAUGAUCCUACUGAAGGUGUGAUCAAUGUGGAUGGUUUUGUGCGAGUCCGCAGUUCCCGGCAUGUGGCCCAACUAGUACAGAAUCUGAGAAAUGAGCUGGAUCAACUGCUUGAGUACAAAAUCAGUCAUCCUGGCAUCACACGGUGGGACAGGAACAGCAAGGAGGGCAUGCUCCUCCACACUAUAGUUGACCUCAUUAGUAGUGAGCGAGGGACUUCACAAGAUAGCUGUUAUUAUGAUUCUGAUGACCAGGAUGAUGAUGGGUGUUGAGAGAGUGGAAGGCUGUGUAUGUACCACCACUGUCAUCACCACCACCAGCAUCACAAUGUAUGAGAUAUAACAUUUGAUAUUUCUUGUAAAUGUGAUACUUUAGAUUUCAACAAAGGAUAUAAUGUUCUCACAUUAUUCAGUAAAGAUCUGAAUUAAA